AGUAUAUGUCAACAUCAUUCAGAUCCUACUGCACGUUGUAGUAUCAUAAAAGGGAAAUUUUACGGAAAGAGAAUAUCUUAACUAGGCUGCACUCUAUCUAGAACAAUUAGAAAUAAAAAACACAGAAUAAUUAAGAGUGGUGUCACGUAAUCAAGGAUAAAUUUUAUCAAGUUUAGUAUACUGACGUGCGCAGUGCUGCACUGUUGUAUAUCGAAAACCAUCCUCAGCGCUGUAAGUUUACUUGCUUUUAUGUACAGAUAACGCACUCCAUUUUGAAGUAUAAUGUUAGGCAAUCAACUGUUAAGUAUUUUCAAGCGGUUGGAAACCAAAUCACCAUGAUGCUCCAGUUACUUCUCAGAAGAGGCGUCACAGUAAUAGCGUGGUUAGCAACUACAUUACUUCUAGGAGUAGAGACGAGGGAUGAAAACGUUGACUACUGGAUAAGGUCUGGCCAGGAACGUCUUCAUUUUGAGAUACGACGACAACAAGAAGCAGCUAGGUCAAAAGGAAAUGUAGCGAAAAACGUAAUACUAUUCAUUGGGGACGGCAUGGGAAUGUCCACAAUCACAGCAACCCGCAUCUACAAGAACCAACAAAAGGGUGGUUUAGGGGAAGAAAAUGAACUGAGCUUCGAAAAAUUCCCUUUUGUCGGCCUCGCCAAAACAUAUGAAGUCGAUUAUCAGGUACCGGAUUCAGCUGGCACAGCUACGGCAAUGCUUGCUGGAGUGAAAGUCAACUUCAACGUAGCAGGUCUUGACGACAGGGCAAAAUAUAAAGUAUGUGAUCGUUCAAUCAACGAGAAAGCGAAAGUUGAAAAUAUAAUAACUUGGGCUCAAAUGGCAGAAAAGGACACAGGGUUCGUGACAACGACCAGGAUCACGCACGCGACCCUGGCAGCAGUGUAUGCCCAUACCAACAAUCGCUACUGGGAGUGCGACUCCAAAGUGCCAGAAGAGUACAAGGAUUGCGUGAAAGAUGUGGCACGUCAACUGGUCGAAGACGAACCUGGAAGGAACCUGAAGGUGAUUCUUGGAGGUGGAAUGAAUCAACUUGGAGUGCCUGUAAAACAAGGAGAUUAUGUUUUCUGUACUCGAGAUGAUAAGCAGAAUCUUGUGGAGAAGUGGAAAAAAGGAAGGAAAAAUUAUCUGUUUGUGAACACAACUCAGGACCUCAUGGAUGCUGACCUUACUAAGGUGGAAUAUCUAAUGGGUUUGUUUAGCCCUGGUCAUUUACCCUAUGCCCUGGAACGUGAUACAAGCCCUGCUGGACAGCCAUCACUUCUCAACAUGACAAAACAGGCACUAAAACUUCUCUCCCAGAAUCCCAAAGGCUAUGUACUUCUGGUUGAAGGUGGCAAUAUUGACAAUGCCCACCACGCCGGUUAUGCCCGUCAUGCAUUGCAUGAAACAUCAGAAAUGGAUGAUGCUGUAGCAUAUGCUGUUCAAGUCACAAAUCCAGAUGACACACUAAUCAUAGUUACAGCUGAUCAUUCACACACAUUGACCAUUAGUGGCUAUCCUGAACGAGGAGCAGAUAUCCUAGGCUCUUCAAAUUAUGUGGCAGAACUUCAUGGCCAUGACAUCUUGACAUAUGCUAAUGGUCCAGGAUUUUCAAGGCACAAUAAUUCUAACUGCUCUCACAACUACUGGCGUGAAGUAUCUGAUGAGGAACGACAAGAUUUAAGGUACCGCCAAUUUUCUGGAUGGUAUAUUGACAAGGAGACCCAUGCUGGUGAGGAUGUGCCUGUAUAUUCAAGUGGGCCACAUGCUAACCUUCUGUCUGGAGUGUUUGAGCAGAACUACAUUGCACAUGUCAUAUGUUACUCUGCAUGUAUUGGACCACAUGCUACCUACUGUGAUGUUACUAGGUUCCCAAAGUUCAAUGCUCACAAAAUUAAUUCUGCAGGAACAUUACCUUCUACAGAUAUUUACUGCAUUGUUCUAAUACUGCUAUUGUUAGAGAAAAUUAUAUUUUCCUGUUAAACAAAUGUAAAACUGAAGAAUACUGUAUUCUGUUAUGAGACACCAUGUAGUCCGGUAGAAGUUCUCUAAAGUUCCAGAAGAACUUACUACCUCCAUCUUCAGAGUCAAAGAAUAAAUAAAGCAAGCAAGCAGCAAAUGAGCUGAGCGAGGCAAAUGUUGUUCACACAGCUUGCUGUUUUCUUCUUACUUCUUGCUUGUUUACUCUUCAACCCUGAAAAUGAAGUUGCAUCCCAGAAGAUAGUACUCAUCACAGUCACCAACGUGAGAACCUCAAACUUAAAUGUGGAGGUACUGUUAUUACAUGCGUGUUAUAUAUGUCAGAGGGCCUUCAGUUUUCUUCCACGCUGUUGGAUAGUUAUGUUGUUGCUUUGUUACAAGCUAUACAACCAAAUAACAUAAAUAUGUAUAUUAUACCUGUCUCCCAAUUCUGAAAAAUUGGCCAAUGAGAUGCAAUGCCAGAGAUCACAAUAACAAACCUUCCACAUGAGUGCUGAAGUAGGCCACAAUCACAGCCUAACUCAUCAAAGAAUUCAAUAAAUAACUUAAAACCA
Cryptotermes secundus is the source of this 2533-nucleotide messenger RNA. Its product is annotated as alkaline phosphatase 4. The record is from RefSeq and is a predicted model, not a curated record. Bases 336 to 1982 code for a protein of 548 amino acids. NCBI's taxonomy places the organism in Eukaryota, Metazoa, Arthropoda, Insecta, Blattodea, Kalotermitidae. Gene Ontology annotation, molecular function: alkaline phosphatase activity. Gene Ontology annotation, biological process: dephosphorylation. The transcript has 6 exons.